Molecule: messenger RNA, 645 nt
Organism: Symbiodinium natans
Lineage: Eukaryota; Dinophyceae; Suessiales; Symbiodiniaceae
Source: the annotation of a GenBank genome assembly
AUGGCUGACAAGCGGAAAAAGCUCUUUUACCCUGCGGGACCACUAACGGCGCGACACACCAAGAAGCAGGAGUGGCUGGUUCCGGAGAGCGAGUCGGUUUGGUCGAAGAGCGGCCCCCCAACUAGCGAAUCCCGGAGUCUGAAGGGCGAUGUCGCCUUGCCCUUGGUGAACUUGAAUGACCCCGCGCGGAAAGCGGGGAAGGCGUGCGUAGAGAUGCGAAGAGACUUGAACACUCUGGUGCGGCAAAGGGGCGGGCGGACGGGCGCGGGGCUCAUCCUGCAGCCGGACUUCGAGAAGGCUCCCGAGGUUGAGCACCGGUCUCCAGACGAGUACCUCGUAGCACGCUAUGAGAAGGAUGGUUCUGUUGAGUCGGUCGCAGUUUUCCACGAUCGCGACUCUGCCCGCUCCCAGCACGAAGCAAAAGCAAAGGUGUGCACACUUCCAGAGUAUGUCGACGAAUAUGGUGGUCUCGGCAUUAUGGACAAGGAUGUCUACAGAAUCUUUGCUUCCAGCCAGAAGGUGGAGGAUCGGGAUGUGUGGGAUUCCCUGGAGUACAGCUCCUUGACAAGCCAGAAGGAUGUCUUUGCGAAGACCAUGGCCAAGCUCAACCAACGCCGCGCCUUGGAUGACGGGGAGGCGUCCUAG